AUGUUACACAAGACUUCUAUACCUGACCACAGGCCUUCUCGUCUUCCUCGUGUGGUGCGCACCACCAGCAAGGUGAUUGCGGCCUCGAAGCCUUGUGCUGCUGAGUGCACUCGACGCGACGUGGGCACUGCGACAGACGCGGUGCCGCGCGGGCGCGAGCGCAACUGGGGCGACUGGAUGGGAGCUGGUCGGCUGCCUGUGAUGGUCGGCGCAGCGCUGCUGUCCGCGUUGCUUGUGGCCUCUGCGGUGGCCACCACCGUCGCCAUCAUGAACCGGCACUCGACCAUGGCAACCGGAGCCGCCGACCAACGACACCUGCCCGACGACAUCGCUGGAUUGGUGCCCACCAAACCGUUGAUGCCCGGAAUGCCGAUUUCAGAGUCGCCAUUGCGGGGCGGGCUCGGGGAGCCAGCUGACAAGGCGGGCGCGGAAGACGCCUGGCAGAGGAGUGAACCGGCUGACGGGGACUCGGCCGCUGAGCAGCCGGCUAUGACAUACAACAACGCGAGUGGUGGCUUCGUGACUUCCGAGAAUCCGGCGCUCCGAAGAUCCACGAGGCCGGAAUGCGGAGUCGUCUUCUACGCCUACUGCCAGCAGCCUCGUCAGGAGUUCGUCUACCGCGCUUCCAUCAACGCCUGCCUGGCGACCAGUGACGACCAUCCGGCGCAGCUCUGCAACCGCGGCCCCAAUCGGUUCGCCUCGUGGCGCGAGUGCGAGACGAACUGCGUGCUCACCCAGCCGCCGCGCGAGGCCUGCCUCGGGGAGACCUUACUGCUCGGGUGCAGGAGUAAGGACGUCCGCACCAGCUGGUGGUGGUUCGACGGCCGGGCCUGCCGGGCCUGGAAGUUCCCCUGGGGCGGCUGUCCCGCCAACGGCAGCGCCGUGUUCCCCACGGCCCGCCAGUGCACGGCCCACUGCACCAACCCGCGCUACCCUGCCUGCGCCGCUCCGCGGAGCGCGGCAUGCGGCAGCGCACAGCUGAAGUUCCCAUUCUUCGCUGCAGUGGCGCCUUCGUCGGCGGUGCAAGGCGGGACGCGCUGCUACCGGUUGACGCGGCGCGUGCUGGAAUCGCACCGGUGCCUGACCGGGGCUAACCGAUUCCUCACGAAGACGGCCUGCGAGUUGACUUGCAAGAAGCCGUACGCGCGGCCCCAGUAGCGGUCGCGGGACCUCAGGGCUGGCGACACUGAGGAUUGAAUACAAUGGCGCAGUUUUCGUGCGUCGUUUUGUGCGUUUCGUUGUAGUUGGAGUUGAUGCUUGCUGGACGAUGUCGACUUUAUUGUCGCAAGAAUAUUAAAGGAAUACAUAU
Messenger RNA from Rhipicephalus sanguineus (brown dog tick), 1309 nucleotides. RefSeq lists its product as uncharacterized. The record is from RefSeq and is a predicted model, not a curated record. NCBI's taxonomy places the organism in Eukaryota, Metazoa, Arthropoda, Arachnida, Ixodida, Ixodidae. Bases 1 to 1158 code for a protein of 385 amino acids. Gene Ontology annotation, molecular function: serine-type endopeptidase inhibitor activity. The transcript has 4 exons.